Gymnodraco acuticeps is the source of this 1905-nucleotide messenger RNA. Its product is annotated as complement component C1q receptor. The transcript has a single exon. Gene Ontology annotation, biological process: positive regulation of axonogenesis. Gene Ontology annotation, molecular function: calcium ion binding. The coding region runs from base 126 to 1844 and encodes 572 amino acids. NCBI's taxonomy places the organism in Eukaryota, Metazoa, Chordata, Actinopteri, Perciformes, Bathydraconidae. Gene Ontology annotation, cellular component: cytoplasm. The record is from RefSeq and is a predicted model, not a curated record.
UUAAUGUUAGUCUCAGACCCUCACCACUUGUUUUUGGCUAUGAAUGGACCACCACAUAUUUGUCGCAUUUCCCCAGAAAAGCUCCCCGGGACCUUCUGGAUGUUACAGCUAAUUUGUUGAUCUGUAUGGGGAAGAUGUUCUGGAUUUUUCUCCUGCAGCUCAUCGGCAGCUUGGCUGGGCUUUCUGAAGCUGAACAUGAGACGCUGUGCACCUCCAACGCCUGCUUCACCCUGCACAUGAACGAGGUACUCUUUGACAAGGCCGUUCAGAACUGUGACCACAAUGGAGGUUACGUGAUGACAGUGAGAGACCGGGAAGAAGAGGAUGUGCUCCGUUUGCUUCUCUCACGGAUCCAAAGAAAAAGUCAGGACAGGGCAUCUACAUUUUGGAUUGGAUUAAAACUGCACAAAAAGGACUGCGUGCUGCCUGACAAGACUCUGAAGGGGUUUAAGUGGGUGUCUGGGGAGGAAGAUUCCAACUACUCCAACUGGGUAAGAGAACCUGUCAAAACAUGCAAAGAGAGAUGCGUUAAAAUUCCUUACACCGAAUCAGGUCAGAACCAACUGAAAUGGGUUGACGGAACAUGCAAAAGCCCUGCUUUUUAUGCGUGUAAGUUUUAUUUCAAGGGGAUGUGCAAACCGUUGGAUUUGUUGGGGCCUGGAGAAAUAACCUACACAGCUCCUUUCUCAGAAAAGCCACAAAGAAGUGAAAUGGAAUCAUUUCCACUUGGAACAUAUGCUGUUUUUUCAUGUAGAGAGCAACAGUCCCAAUACUCUGUGUGCAUGGGGACGGCCGACACCUAUAGUUGGACUGUUCCUGGUCCAUUUUGCAAAACAGGGAAGGAACACUGCGAAAUAAACAAUGGCGGAUGUGAACAUUUGUGCCACCAGGAAGCAGAUGAGGUUAAAUGCUUGUGCAAAGAAGGUUACGACCUGGAUGACGAUGGAUUCACUUGCAGGGUGAAGGAUGUGUGCGGCGUUGGCACCUGUGAGCAUCAGUGCGUGACGACGGAGUCUGGGUAUUUUUGCAAGUGUCCAGAUGGGUUCAGAUUGGAUGCAAACCAGCGGAACUGCUCUGACGUAGAUGAGUGCCAGUCACAGACCUGUGAAGAUCAUGUGUGCGUAAACACACACGGAAGUUACACUUGUACAUGUCAAAGCGGCUACAAAAUGGUUGUCGGUACUUGCGUUGAUAUGGAUGAGUGUGUGCAAGGAAGAUGCGAACACAGCUGCUUGAACAGUAUUGGAUCCUUCUUGUGUUACUGCAAUGAAGGCUUCAGUUUAUCUGAGGAUGACCAUUCGUGUGAGGACAUUGAUGAAUGCGUCAGUAGUCUCUGUCAGUUUGAAUGCUUCAAUACCAUCGGAAGUUUCCGGUGCACCUGCCCGAAAGGCUUCUACCUGGAGAUUGACGGAUCAACCUGCGCUCAGGAAGUGACAGCAACAUCAGCAUCUUCAACAGAGGAGUCUAAUGAUGAGGAAACACAAGACAACUUUACAGAGUCUUUAAACAGGACAACAGUGGAGCUCCAACACCAGUCCCCUCACACCAACGCGCCAAUUCUGGACUUGGUGAACCUGCCGCCGGACGAUCAGCAGAACAACGCAUCAUCAGUGACAGGUUUGGCUGAGUCUGUCAAUUCCAGGGUGAUCGUCUGCGUCCUUGGUUCAGUCAUUCCUCUGCUGCUUUUGGUCGCAGUGACAAUGGCUAUUGCAAUUAUUCGCUGCAAUCGGUCCAAAAAAGAAGCCAAGAAAAAUACAACUACCGAUGGUUACUGUUGGGUGUCCUCCGGUUUGGAUCCGCGUUUAGAGAAACUUUACGAGUCGAUCUUGACUGAUGACCUAUAGCAUGAUAGUGAUGGAGAACACUGACUACAUGGAUUACCAUGUUUGUUUAUGUAAUUUAUGU